Anopheles marshallii is the source of this 937-nucleotide messenger RNA. RefSeq names its product BTB/POZ domain-containing adapter for CUL3-mediated RhoA degradation protein 3. Gene Ontology annotation, biological process: protein homooligomerization. Lineage: Eukaryota; Metazoa; Arthropoda; Insecta; Diptera; Culicidae. Gene Ontology annotation, molecular function: protein binding. The coding region runs from base 1 to 882 and encodes 293 amino acids. The record is from RefSeq and is a predicted model, not a curated record. The transcript is spliced from 2 exons.
AUGUCGGGUGAUCAAAAAACCCUCAUCAAGGGCAAUCCAUCACAGUACGUGAAGUUAAACGUUGGAGGAUGUUUACAUUACACCACGAUCGGAACACUUUGCAAGCAGGACACAAUGCUCCGGGCUAUGUUUAGUGGACGGCUGGAGGUGCUUACAGAUUCGGAAGGUUGGAUAUUAAUCGAUCGUUGCGGUACACACUUUGGUACGAUACUGAACUUCCUUCGGGACGGUAGCGUGGCACUGCCGGAAACAACCAAAGGUAUUGCGGAACUGCUGGCCGAAUCCAAAUACUACUGUAUCGAGGAACUGAUCGAGGCGUGCGAGAAGGUGCUCGCUAAGAAGGAACGAGAAUCGGAACCAAUCUGCCGGGUGCCCUUGAUAACAUCGCAAAAGGAGGAACAGUACCUGAUCAGUACGGCCACCAAACCGGUGGUGAAGUUACUGAUCAAUCGCCACAACAAUAAGUACUCGUACACGAACACAUCGGAUGACAAUCUGUUGAAAAACAUUGAGCUCUUCGACAAGCUGUCCUUGCGCUUCAGUGGGCGUGUGUUCUUCAUCAAAGAUGUGAUCGGUUCGAGCGAAAUCUGUUGCUGGUCGUUUUACGGCAAUGGGAAAAAGGUGGCCGAAGUGUGUUGCACGUCGAUCGUGUACGCUACCGACAAGAAGCAUACGAAGGUAGAGUUUCCGGAGGCGCGCAUUUUCGAGGAAACGCUAAACAUACUACUGUAUGAGAACAAAAACGCACCUGAUCAGGAGCUAAUGCAGGCGACAUCAUUGCGCGGUGCGGUUGGCGGUAUCAGCUCGUACACGAGCGACGAGGAGGAAGAGAGGACCGGUUUGGCUAGGUUACGCUCAAAUAAACAGAACAACCCUACAUGAUUCACACAUCAGCUAGUGCUGAAAAGGAAGCUGUUGCCAAAGAGGAACUAGCACC